CUCAAUCAGGAAGUGGAGAAAACAACUAAGAAGAAUAAGUUGGAUAAAAUUCCUUAUUUCUGUUACUUUGACGCGAGUCUUCGUUCAAAAGCAGGCCGUUGGCUCGAGGUUUGGAUUGAGAAUAAGUAACACAUUCACGGUCAUGGAGAAUUUUUUCCCUUGUUAGAAGUGCUAUCUUGAUUACAGCCAGCACGUGGGUGGCGGUCGGGGGGUGCACAGCCUAAGUCAGCUAAUGGUCAUGUGUGAAGCUGUGGUCUGAUGCCCAUCCUCCCCUCAGCGCUGGCCAUGGACGGGGAGAACUACCUGCAUCCAGAAGGCCCUCAGCUGGACAGCAGCUUGUUCUCUGUGGCCUCCUCUAACAUGGAGAGUUCAAUAUAUGCCUCCUCUGGUUCCUGGGGAUCCUACUCUCAGCAGGCUGGAUACAGCAUACACUGCCCUAUGCAAUCUGGAAACCAGCAAUACCACUUGAACAGCAGCACUACCACCACCACUCCGGAUGUGCACAUGGACAUGUACUCUGGAUUCCCUGAUGUGGACUCCUUCAGCCUCAACCUCCCUAGGAAUGGAGAUUUCCCCCAGGACCUGUCCUGCAUUGAUGACCUCUCCACAAACUCUCUGUUCUCCUCUCCGGCUGACUCACUGUCGGAGUAUGCUGAUGCCCAGUCCUUCAUCAGCGCAGACAACCUGGACACAGUGCCCACCCUCUGGGACAUCAACACUAGUACCACCACCACCACACCAGCACAGAGCCAGCUAGAGCUGAAUGGCACCGGCAGGUUUCAUGGCUUGGCCAGUUUGGAUGAUAUAACUGCUAUUAUCAGCACCCCACCUUUAGGAGGAUUCCAGGCUCAGAGAACCCAGCCGCCACCAGAGGAAGAAGAGGAUGCUGAGGAAGAGGAGACAGAGGAACUGGGACAUGUAGACACAUAUGCUGAGUACAGACCUUCCAAAUCCACUAUAGGAAUUUCUCAUCCUGACAUAGUGGUGGAGACCAACACGCUUUCCAGUGUCCCUCCUCCCGACAUCACAUACACUCUGUCUAUCCCUGAGACAACUAUUAGCUGUGGCCUGCUGUCCGCUCUGCAGCUAGAGGCCAUCAUCUACGCCUGCCAGCAACACGAGGUUAUUCUUCAGAACAACCAGAGGGCAGGCUUCCUGAUUGGAGAUGGGGCAGGGGUCGGAAAAGGGCGCACCGUGGCAGGAAUCAUCCUGGAGAACUACCUUAAGGGACGGAAGAAAGCACUAUGGUUCAGCAUAUCCAAUGACCUGAAAUUUGAUGCAGAGAGAGAUCUCAAAGACAUAGAUGCGCCGAAUAUUCCUGUGCAUGCCUUAAACAAGAUAAAGUAUGGAGACACAGCUACCUCAGAAGGAGUCCUGUUUGCAACGUACUCUGCGCUGAUUGGAGAGAGCCAGGCAGGAGGGCAACACCGGACGAGAAUUAAACAGAUCCUAGACUGGUGCAAGCCAGACUUCGACGGAGUUAUUAUUUUUGAUGAAUGCCACAAAGCCAAGAAUGCCACAUCUACAAAGAUGGGCAAGGCAGUGCUUGACUUGCAAAACAAGCUGCCACGGGCCAGAGUGGUGUACGCCAGUGCCACAGGUGCCUCUGAGCCAAAGAACAUGAUCUACAUGAGCCGCCUGGGAAUCUGGGGUGAGGGCACACCCUUCAGAACUUUUGAUGACUUCCUGCACGCCAUCGAGAAGAGAGGUGUUGGUGCCAUGGAGAUUGUUGCCAUGGACAUGAAAGUGAGCGGGAUGUACAUCGCCAGGCAGCUGAGUUUCUCAGGGGUGUCUUUCCGCAUUGAAGAGAUCGGACUGGACAGCGACUUUAAACUGGUCUAUAACAAAGCUGCCAAACUGUGGGCAGAGGCGCUGCAGGUGUUCAUGCGCGCAGCUGAUGAGCUGGGCCUGGUCAGCAGGAAGUCGCUGUGGGGGCAGUUCUGGUCGUCUCACCAGCGCUUCUUCAAAUACCUCUGCAUCGCUGCCAAGGUCCGCUGCUUGGUAGAGCUGGCCCAAAAAGAGCUGGUGGCUGGAAAGUGCAUCGUUAUUGGCCUGCAGUCUACUGGCGAGUCCCGCACCAGAGAAGUCCUGGAUGAGAAUGACGGGCAUCUCGACAGAUUUGUUUCUGCUGCAGAGGGAGUAUUCCAGUCUCUUGUAACAAAACAUUUCCCAUCAGAGAAGCAGAGGAGGGAGAAGGCACCUGGGAAUAAGAGAAAAAGGAAGCCUAGAGGUCGCCAACCCAAGGUAGCCAAGCACACUGUGGAUAGCGGUGGUGUAAUCAACAUCAGUGAUGACAGCAGUAGUGACUCCGAUGGCAUGGACACGGACUCCAACUCCUCGCCAGACUCCCUGCUAGACAACGAUGAUGUCAUCUUUGUGAACCACACUAGCUGCCAGACAGCCAGGAUAGAGGAGAUGAAGCAGGGCCUCCUUAACAAAAUAUCCGUACUGGGAAAAGAACUACCUCUCAAUACUUUGGAUGAGCUCAUCGAUAAGUUUGGCGGACCAGAUAAAGUUUCAGAGAUGACUGGCCGUAAGGGUCGGGUGGUACGGCGUCCUGACGGCAGCGUUCGUUAUGAGUCACGGGCUGAGCAGGGUCUUACCAUCGACCACAUUAACAUCAAGGAGAAAGAUCGCUUCAUGAGUGGAGAGAAGUUGGUGGCCAUCAUCUCAGAGGCAGCCAGCUCUGGGAUUUCCCUGCAGGCAGACAAGCGAGUGAAGAACCAGAGGCGCAGGGUCCACAUGACCUUGGAGCUGCCUUGGAGUGCAGACAGGGCCAUUCAGCAGUUUGGUCGCACCCAUCGAUCCAAUCAGGUGACCGCCCCAGAAUACAUCUUCCUCAUCUCAGAGUUGGCUGGGGAGAGACGUUUUGCCUCCAUUGUGGCUAAGAGACUAGAGAGUUUGGGUGCAUUAACCCAUGGAGACAGAAGGGCCACAGAAUCGAGAGACCUGAGCAAGUACAAUUUUGAGAACAAGUAUGGUACCAAGGCUCUUGACAAAAUCACCAAAGCAAUCCUUGGCCACAUAGAGAACAAGGUGCCCCCUCCCAAAGGCUACCCUGGGGGUGAAGCCAUGUUCUUCAGAGACAUGAAACUUGGAAUGAUGGAUGUGGGCAUAUUUUGUAAGGAGCCUCGUUUUGGGAUCAGUACUGAGAAAGACUGCAGCAUCACCAAGUUCUUAAAUCGCAUCCUGGGCUUGGAGGUCCACAAGCAGAACUAUCUCUUCCAGUACUUCACUGACAACUUUGACUACCUAAUCGAGAAGGAUAAGAAAGAGGGCAAAUACGACAUGGGAAUCUUAGACCUUGCCCCAGGUAACGAUGAGAUCUAUGAGGAGAAGCAGGAAACUUUCUUGACAGUUGGAAACCCUCAGGAUGGACAGGUGGUUCUCUAUAAGAUCAGUGUGGACAGAGGUAUGCCCUGGAAUGAGGCCUACAACAAGUCACUGAAGCUCAGUGGUCCUGACGAGGGAUUCUACCUAUCUCAGAAGCUGCGAGGUAACCACCCAUGUGUGCUGCUAGCUGAGCAAGGUAGAGGCAAGAACCUCAUUGUCUACAAGCCCAACAUUGGCAAACAGGCCCACCCUGAGAGCCUGGACAACCUGCAGCAACGUUAUCGGAAGGUGACUCCAGAGGAAGCAAAGGACAGCUGGGAGAACCAGUUCACCUUCUCCUUCAAGAAGUGUAGCCAUGCCAACUGGAAUGGGAAGUGUAAGAAAAUUGAGGAAGGCCAGGAGUGUCUGCAGGGCAUGCGUCUCCGUCAGUACCACAUGUUGUGUGGUGCUCUGUUGCGUGUGUGGAAGCGCGUAUCCGACGUGGUGUCUGACAUCACCAGCUCCAGCAUCCUGCAGAUUGUCCGCCUUAAAACCAAGCAGCAUAACAAGCAAGUCGGUAUCAAGAUCCCAGAGAACUGCGUGGCGCGUGUGCGGGACGAGCUGUUGCAAAUGGACGAGGAGGUGAAGAGGAGACGAAAGGAGCGUGAGCAGCAGGCUGUGGAGCAGCGACUGGCCGAGGAGCGCAUGCGUAAAAUGGAGCAGGAGAACAAACACCUCCUGGCAAAUCUGUUCAACCAGAAACCCAUAAUCAACCAGUCCCUCACUCAGUCUAUCGCCCAGAAUCAGAUCCUCAAACAGAAACUGAACCAAAACGCUCUACAAAGGACACAAAGUGGGAGUAUCUCUCAGCUGCAGAGGAUGCAAGCUCAGACCCAGUCCACCUUACAGCAGCCCUCCCAGAACAUAACCAUGUUGUCCUUACAGAGAAAUCCCAGCCAAACCCAGCAAAGGACCCAUAACAGCUGGCCCAACAAUUCCACCACCACCAACCAGGGCCCUCUGCCCAACAUGAUUAACCUCACCUCUAGUUUGUCACAGUUUUACCCCCAGUCCUUUUUACCCCCUUUUCCACAGCCGAAGAACUCGUCUUUUUCACUCGAUCAGACCACAUUGUCUCCCAGCUUGUCCUCUAAGAACACCCUGGAUGAGAUCUUGGACCUGACUGCGAGUUCGCCAUCCCCCUCCCCAGACACCACGGAGGGCGGACUGAAUCUGGACAGUCUAACGAGACACUCUACAGCAUUCGGAGAUGACUUUAAUCUAGAGCAUCUGAUCUCUCAGAAUGCACCAACUGCCCAGCGCGCUGCACACAUGCAGCAGCCUCAUUUGCUCCAGCAGCAGCAGCAGCAGCACCUGCAGGCAACACAGCAGCAGAACCACACCCUGCUGGCCAAUAACCACCAAGACUUGUUAGAUUUCCUUGACUUGCCCUCGUCUCCCCAGAUGUCCACACAGAAAACCAGCCCUUCAUCCUCUACCUCCUCCGGCUCUUCCUCCACGUCCUCCACCUCUUCUGUGUCAAACAGCCUGGUUUCACACAUCCCUGUCAGCCUCCUGUCCGCGUCCUCUCUCAUCCCAUCAUCGUCCUCCUCUUCGCUCUUCCCCAGCCCGUCCUCGUCCUCCUCUCUGUUUUCCAACUCUCCCUCUCACUUCCCUUCCCCCUAUCUCCUCUCCCAGUCGGACUCUCUUUCCUUACCCAACGGCCACUGCAGCGCCACCACCCUUGACGUCCGCGAGGCUCUGAACAGCAUGCUACAGGCCGGACCGGACCGCAAGUCUGUCAUUCAGUACCGGCAGCAAGACUAAGAGCUUAAACAGCAAUGGCUCGUCUGGACUUUUCUUUAGGUAUUUUUUGUUUUCUCUUUUAAAGCAGAUUGUGUCUUGUUCGCUGCUGUCUGUGAUCACACCCUCGGACCCGUUCCCUCUCCCCUCAGGGCCCAUAGUCACGUCACUGCCUGUCCUGCGCUCCGCUCACCCUUCUCUCUGUCCACCUGUAGCAUUCACCUGCUCGAGGCUGUCGAGGUGAUAGCGGGCUCGAUCAAUAUCAGAUUUCUGCACCAAAGUGUGUCCUCCACAGUGAAAGGCAGCUGUAAUACGGAAAAGUGAAAAAAAAAACCCACAUGUGAUAACCUGUAUUUUAUGGAACGUACGAGCUGUAAAACAAAAGCUUGUUCAUUGACGUGUGGAAAAUCUUUAACAAACCUCCCGCUGCUGAUUUUACGAGGUAUCGUUGGUGAAGUCGCUGGAAGCUCUAAAUGCCUUUCACCAGUUAAAACCGCAUCUUUAGACUUUGCUUUACUGUUACUUUGUUCCAUGGCUGUUUGUCUCGACUAAAACAAGGCUGUACGCAAAGCUUGGUUUGAGUGAAACAAAAGAUAGCGUUGAACUGGAAGAUGAGGAAAAAACAAAACCCAGAUGAAAUCUUUUAGUUGAUUAGCCAUGAAAUGCCUCAGUUUUCCUUUUUUUUUUCUCUUUGAUAUGCUCCCUCUUGUUUCUCUCCCUGCUUGUAUGAACACUAGUGUGAGGAAAAAGGGAGAGGAAGACCAGUCUGCUGUUGCAAACAGUGCCUUUGGAGAAAUCUAUAAAUGCAGUCUUUAAAAAUCCAUGUAGCCUGAUGUAUAGAUUUGUACUCUUGAGCAUUGGUUUUGAUUUUAAUUUAAAUAUAUUUGUAUUUAACGUUUAGCCCCCUCAGUCAGUCAGUUGUUUGUGUUACACUAUGCUGGUGGUGGGUUUCAGGAAGAGUCCUCCAUUAAGCCUGUAUGUGCUCGUAUGAUUGUCUGUGUAGCUGUUCUUAAAACAAGAGCGAUGGACUUGUCCUUUUUUCUGUGUCCUUCUGUCCCUGACGAUACGACAGCGUGCCUCGGGGUCAGCACGGCACAGAUAAUUGAGCGUCAUGAAGAAAAAUUGUGUCGAAAAGAAUUUGAUCAGCCCCUCCCCCUUUUUUUAAGCUGACAAUAACAUUUAGUGAUGUGACUCCUGGUUUGAUUUGAUUUUGAAUUUCUCAGGAAAGUCUCGAGUGCGUUGUUGUUGUUUUUUUGUUUUUGUGUCAUUUUGACCAACACAGAUAUGAAAAUUUGUUUUAAGUCUUCAAUUUCAGUGGAUAACAGAGGAUUUCAAGUUUUUAUUGUCUUGAGGUCUGAAAAGAAAAUCGUGUUUUCAACAGAAGCAGCCCAUUAAUAUCAAUAAUAGUCAGGCUGAGACAGAUUACUCAUGAAAUGUGUUUCCAUUUCAGGCAUCGAGGCUAUAAAAACAUUUGAAAGCUUGUAGACUUGUGAUGUUCACUGUGUGUGAUAGUACAUAUUUAAAAACCUGUGAGAUCUGGCCAUCUUUGUGUGAGAAGGAUGCACUGUAGUUGGUUCAGACAAAAAUGCCGGGAUAAGUUCAAGUGAUUAAAAAGCAAUAAAACCAUAUUCUCCAUUUGUUAUGAAACAUAAAUGCCUAAGUACUGUUUACGCUCAACAGGCAAAGCUUUGUGGUUACUUUUGCAUGGUAUGAAUCUUCUUAUUUCUGUUGUGCUUCAUAGUAUUUUAGUUAAACAGAUUCUGAAAUGCAUACAACCUUUGUAUAGUAAGUUUUCACGGGAUGAACGCAAUGCGUUCUUGAUGUUUUAGUCAUCGUUAUUAUAAAACUUAUUGUUAUUUAUAUUUAAGGGAUAUUUAGAUUUUAGAUAUGUUAUCCUGCUUAUUAGAGUAGUUAACGAAAUGUUUGGUCAGGGAAGUCUCUAGUUUUCAAGAUUACUAUAAAACAAAUUCUAUUAUAACCUGCCACCAAAUAAGAUUGCACUGUUCUGUACUGCUGUACAGUGUCUGGAUUUAUUUCUGCUCAUUUCAGUUUUGUUUUUCUCAAGUAGAAUUGUUUCUCCAACUUGUAGACCUUUGUCAGGCCUUCAGUUUGCAGAGAGAUACCAAAGUGUUCCAUAGACACCCCUAAAGUUACUGGCUCUAAGAUAUCAGAACUUUUAUCAAUCUCAGGAAGAAACCUACAAGAGGUGUAAUGGCGGGGCGUUAGCAGAAAUAUAUCAUUUCCCCUUAUAACAGUGGUGAAACUAACCAGUACAUGUGCUAUUUUUUUCUUAACUCUGUGCUGUGACUCUUGCUGUAUUUAUGUUUUAGACUUAAUGUGAUGGGUUUUGUCGUUUGUCCUUGUGAACAUGUCAGUGAUUUUAAAUGUUUAUGCCUUCUUAGGGUGAAGAUCAAAGGCUGUUUCUUUUUAAGGAACAUUAUUUCUCUAUGGACAGUUUUAUUUCAAUUUGUGUUGCAGUUGUUGGACAUUUAAUUCAUCUUAAAGCUGACAGAUUUUUUAGUCGAUUCGCACCUGGCUUAUAGUGAAACGUGCAAUUGAUCUGUCCAAGCCUUCACCCUUCCCUCAGUGCAACAGACAUUUAGGUUUCCACUGACUCACAGUACCCCAGAUUCUUGUUAACGCUUCGUUUUUUAAUUUGCAGCAUCUACUAGAGCAUGUUUUCCUCGUACCUACAUUAAUUUUGCUUUUAAUAUUCCACAUCAGGCACAUUCCGAGACAUCAGUCUGCAAAAGAUUUGCCUUCAUUUUUGUGUUUUAUAGUCACACAAAUAAAGCUUUAUGCAUUUGAGGGACAUGGACCGCAUUUUUAGGAGGAAAAAAAAAGCUUUUUUUAAAUAAUAAUUCUUAAUUAGUGUAGUUAGGCCUUUUAUCAUUAUCAUUUUGCACUAAGAAUGGCAUAAUCAAGUUACUGUUCUCUGGUUGGUUAUGAUUGAACGUUGCAAGCCUGUUGUGUUUCUGAUCUUUGAUGGAUAGGUCUGUGUAUACUGUAACCAUCUCUCUCGUUUCUCCACCGUUUGCAUAUUAUAUGUUAUCAAUGUUAUCACUCUCAAAUAAUUUAUUGCUAACAAAAAAAUGAAACAAAAAACAUGCUACUGAUUGUAUGUAUUUUUAAACAAAGCCUAUUUUUUCUGUAAAAAAGAAACUGUGUUCAGCACUUUUAUUCUGGGUUGUGCUUUUGUUUUCUAUAUAUUUAUAAUUUAGAUCCAAAUGUAUAUAUUGUAAAAUUUGUGCCUUUCGACUAAUUCUUUAAAAAGGUUUUCUACUCAUUUAAGGAAGGACUAUAUGAAAUUGCAAUCUUAACUUUGUAAACAAAUAAAAACUUGA
Chelmon rostratus (copperband butterflyfish) is the source of this 8459-nucleotide messenger RNA. RefSeq names its product protein strawberry notch homolog 2 (gene sbno2b). The record is from RefSeq and is a predicted model, not a curated record. The transcript is spliced from 32 exons. Gene Ontology annotation, biological process: regulation of DNA-templated transcription. Gene Ontology annotation, molecular function: chromatin DNA binding; histone binding. Bases 259 to 5139 code for a protein of 1626 amino acids. NCBI's taxonomy places the organism in Eukaryota, Metazoa, Chordata, Actinopteri, Chaetodontiformes, Chaetodontidae. Gene Ontology annotation, cellular component: nucleus.